Molecule: messenger RNA, 2000 nt
Organism: Myripristis murdjan (pinecone soldierfish)
Lineage: Eukaryota; Metazoa; Chordata; Actinopteri; Holocentriformes; Holocentridae
Gene: pold3
Product: polymerase (DNA-directed), delta 3, accessory subunit
Exons: 12
Coding region: 96-1442 (448 amino acids)
Biological process (GO): DNA strand elongation involved in DNA replication; DNA synthesis involved in UV-damage excision repair; DNA replication
Cellular component (GO): nucleus; delta DNA polymerase complex
Molecular function (GO): DNA-directed DNA polymerase activity
Source: RefSeq, a predicted model, not a curated record
CACACGUGACAAAUCACCGGAAGUAAAUAAAGAGUGUUCCCGCGCAGUUAAAUUGACACAGCGGCGAGCUUCGUUGACACAUCAAAAUUAACACAAUGGAUGAACUCUAUCUGGAUAACAUCGACGAGUUCGUCAACGACCACAACAAGAUAGUGACCUAUAAAUGGCUGAGUCUCACUCUGGGGGUCCAUGUCAAUGUGGCAAAACAAAUGCUGUACCAUUACCUGGAUCACAAGAGGAAAGAAAGCUCAGCUCAGCUCCACGCCACCUAUCUUGUGUCUGGCAAGUUGGUUGAGAACGGCCAAACGAGCCACAGAGUUUCAGUGGUCAGAGAGGAGCAGCUAGAAGAUGUCAAGUCCAAGAUGAGUGUGACAGUCAGCGUCCACGUGUACAGCGUCCAGAAAGCUGGACUGAAAGACAGCGGCCCGCUCUACAGCGUCGACUACGAUGCUGUGAAAAACAACCUGAAGAACUGCAGCAGGUACAGCGCCAUUCGCUGUGCCAGCGCGGUGCCCAUGUCCUCGGCGGAGGUGCAGCAGGCCAGGGAGAUGGAGCGGGCUGUGGUGCCAGAGCCUCAAAAUGCAAAAACUGUCAUGAACGGCCACGCCAGUGUGGCUUCGAAACCUUCCACCAAGCCGCCUAAAGGCAUCAUGGGAAUGUUUGCAAAUAAGCCUACCCCCAAGAACGAGGACGCCGGCAAGGAGAUAAAGCUGGAGCCGAAAGAGAGUGCAGCUGUGGUUGAGGCCCCCAAAACCAAACCAGCUGCAAAGACCAAUCCAAUGGCCAACUUCUUUGGGAAUCAAGCAGCAAAGAGACCGGAAAAAACUGUGAAGGAGGAGGAAGGAGCCCCAUCAUCCUCCUCAGUGGAGCAGAGACCUUCAAGUUCACGAGCUGAAGAAAUUCAAGAGGCUGUCACAGUGGAGCAGCCGAGGGAGGCGAAGAAAGAGUCCAGGAGCAAAACCAAGCGAGUAGAGGACUCUGACAGCGAGGAGGAGAAAAUGGAGAAGAAAAAGAGACGCAGGAUUAAGAAACCUGAGCCAGACAGCAGCGACGACGAGGUCAUUCCAGAUUCUCCCCAGAGGCACGAAGCGAGGGAGCCGUCUCCCCGCUCCGAACGAGAGGAGAUGACGUCCGCGUCCCGUCCGCAGCAGGAGAACUCUGGAAUUAAGACGAGGAAGAGGAGGCGGGUCCUGAAAUCUCGUACCUUUGUGGAUGAAGAGGGAUGCAUAGUGACAGAGAAAGGCUAUGAGAGCGAGUCGUACUCGGAGACCGAAGACGAUGUUCAGCCCACCAGAUCAGCUCCGAAAGAUCCAAUCCCUGCAAAAAUACCAGCAAGCAGGAAAGAGGACGAGAAGCCGACGAAAAGUCAAAAGAAAGCUGCCGCCAGUGCAAACAAAGGAACCAAACAAGCUUCAAUCAUGGGGUUUUUCCAGAAGAAGUGAUGGAGGACGGUUUCAGACAAUUUAGUUAGCACUGAUUAGGAAACACUUGGUGUUUCAGGUCAAGUCCCCCUCAGCUGCCGCACGUCACAUGGACAAAAACAUAACCUGAGAACUGAAGCACUCGAAAAAAAAAUCUGUCAGUUUCAGCAUGUUAAUGUUUCCAUAUAUUUUACUUUAACCUCUUUGUGAGUACCUGUGUGUGUAAGUUCUGCAAUGAGAAGUACCAUGUGUUGUCUCAAGUUUGAUAUAAAAAUGUUUAAAUAUAUAUGUAAAUAGGUGGUGCAUGCUACCGGUGAUAAAGGCUUAUUCUAUAGCCGGGAGGUUUCCGAGGGUAAACUGUGUAUUUUAUACCUCACUCAAGCUGUCUGUGGGCAUAAAUCAAUAUUUUGGAAAAGCUGAUGGAAAAGCUUGUUCCUGUGAUCUGAUCGUAUGUAUGGCAGCUUUUCUGAUGAGGGUCCCGUGUCCUCACUUACAGGAUGGCCAAUUGGCCAUCAGCAUGUCUUUUUAUCAGUGAACACAUGACCAGCAGGUUAUAUUCAUUAAAGUAUUUUGUGUAAA